CUUUUUCCAUUCUGGAAAGUCGCAUGGUCUUGGAUGAAACGGCAGAAGGAUCUUAAUAAGCGAUUAUAUCACUCUAUCUCAGACAUCAAAUCAACAUGUCUGAGGAGGGUGGUGGCAAGAUCAGAAACAAGAAAGUAUCGAAUCCACCAAAACCUUACGAACGGCGGAAAUCAUUCCUAGGAAAAGUUACAGACACUGUCAAAGAAUUGAUAUCUCCAUCUUGGCUAUCUGACUUGGUGAAUAGUGUGAAAAAGCCAAGUCCACAAAAAGAAGAUGAACAGCCAAUUCCUCCUGCCCAGGAGCCACAAUAUAUGAGCUCUCUGCAGUCUCACCAACAGCGCAAUAGACUUCAGUCCAGAGACAGUUCUCCGGGCUCUCCCCCAAAGUUUGUACCAUUGACAAGAAAUGGUCUCGCCAACCUUUCCCCCAGGUCUUCUUUACCUUUGGUACCUUCUUUGCCACCCCAGCAGCCCCAGCAACACCAACAGCGAUCACAACCACCUUUGACUUUCUGUGCCCAAAGGAGUGAUAUUGGGGAUGUCUCGAGGAAAAGCCAAGUACAACCCAACACUUUCUUACAAGAUUCCAAAUCAUUUGAUGGGAACAGAAACUUCCUAAGUAACUGCACAGCUGGUAGGGGUCGGUUGGACAGUGAUGGAUCAGCAGGGCCAAGUGAUGCUACAGCUAGACCAGGACCAAGCAACCCAGAGGCUAACCCAGCAGACACUUCAUCUGCUUGUAAUCAUAACGAGAGUAUUGAUAGUGAUGAGCAGGAAGAUGCCCUACCACCAUCAGUAAAUCGUUUGAAUAAAUCGACAACUUGGACUGAAGGUUUCACUGCCAGGAAACCAAGAUCAGCAAGUCAGAACAAGCCUGGAUUUGACAUAUCUUUAUUUGGAGCACCUCUUCAUAGUAAUUCACUCUUGGGAGAUAGUUCUCACGAGUCUUCAUUUUACCCUGGUAAGACAACAUAUGGAGGAGCGUCAGCACAAAGAAAGACCAGGCUCAAUGUUACAGGACCAUAUCAGAUGUCUUUCCCAGUGCGUCAGAAAAUGAAGGUGAAGCCACUUAAUACAUCUAGAAGUGCUGCAACCAGUUCUACUGCUCAGAAGAUCCUGGAAACACUUGAAAAGAUGUCUACUCCAUUGUCUGAAGCCAAGAAAAUACCUACUGAUGACACAGUAUUGCGUUUGAAUUCUUCAUUCAAUCCUACAAGUUACAAACCAGCACGCCAUAGUAUAGGCUCCUACCUUAACACACGACGUGAACUGCAGAAGUCUCAAAGUGGCCCGCCAACAGGUAAGGUGAGCACACCUGCACCAGUCUCCAUCAGUCGUAACUAUCAGCGAGUCACAGUUCCUCAGGCACAGCCAGGCAAGAGUUUUCUAAAUGAAAAAGCUCCCCCAUCAACAAGUCAAAAGACCCCACAGGAACCAGAGAAGACAACAAGCACAACAUCAGGGGGAGGGAAACUAAAGAGUAAAAAGUUCCAACAGCACUUUCCAGGCCGUAAAUUAGUUGCGGAAGAUGACGAGGAGGUGGAAAUACCAAAUUUACGUACAGAUUUCACACUGCCUGUGAUUGGUACCCCUCAAUUUGCUUUUGGGAUAUCACAACCUACCAAGCCUGUAGAGAAGACGGCAGAAAAGCCAAAUGCAGAGUUUAAAUUUUCAACACCCAUACAGAAGACUCCUACAAAGCAAUCGGACCAGGUCCCACCCACAAAAACAGACUUCACCUUUAGUUCUCCCCUGAGUAUGGAAAGUGAGAAUGGUGUGAAACCUAAAUCUGUCACAUUUGACAUUGAGUCUGUGAAGGACAAAGAGCCUCCAGCUGCCUUCUCCUCGCCUGCCUUCAAAUUUGGAAGUCCUUCAGGCCUACAGGCCAAGUCUCCUUCAAACCUCGGAGCAUCACCAGUCCUCCCCAGAUCUUCAGGAGGGCUGGCACCUGCCUCGGAACUGAAGACCGGUAGUGUGAUGGAUGUCCUCGGUAAGUCAGGUGAGAAGGGCUUCAGUUACAACACUGGAUCUAGUUCCUCCUCCAAAAACAUUAAGGAAACAACAAGCAUGGGUGGCUUCAAACCUGCAUCAGAGUUAAAACAAGGCAGUGUGAUGGAUGUCUUAGGUGGAGGGAGCUCCAAAACAAGUUCAUCGUUUGGUAGCAGCUUUGAACCUGCGAAACAACUUAAAAAAGGCAGUGUUAUGGAUGUUCUUGGCAAGAGUUCACAGGAAGAGAACAAGCCCAGCCUGUCGGAGAUGUUCAAGGCCCCAGAGGGCAGCUGGGAGUGUGACAUAUGUUGUAUCAACAAUAAAUCUGACGUGACAAAGUGUGCAGCUUGUGGAGCAAAGAAACCAGGCGGCUCAGGUAAUGCCCCGGCACCCUUGAGCCAGCCAAGUCUGUCCUCCAUGUUUAAAGUGGCAGAAGGAUCUUGGACUUGUGACACCUGUAUGAUACAGAAUAAAUCUGAGGACACAAAGUGUGCCGCUUGUCAAACAAAGAAACCCGGAGCUGCAGGUGCUGCUAAUUCUCAAGCAAAGGAAAGUUUAGCUGCCAAGUUUAAGAAACCCACAGGAGAUUGGGAUUGUGAUACCUGUCUAGUUCCCAAUGGUGCAGCGGCUACCAAAUGUAUAGCUUGUGAAACCCCUAGGCCUGGACUUCAACCUUCCAGUUCGAGUGGAUUAAAAUUUGGUGGUGUACCUGUGAACAACCUAACAAGUAGUGUUAGUAAAGGUGGUUUUAUAUUUGGUACUGCAAGCAAAGACUCAUCAACGGACAAUAAAUCUGUGAGCUCAUCUGGAGCAGUGCAAAUAUCAUUUGGAAUACCAGUCAUUUCUAGUAGUAAUUCCACCUCGGAACCAUCCAAAAGCUCAACCGAUGUGACAGGGGGUUUUAAAUUUGGAACUGGAGAAAUUUCUGUAGGCAGUUCAAGUGGAGGGGGCUUUAAGUUUGGUACAGCAUCUAGUGCACCAAGUGUUACUCCAACAACUGGCUUCAAAAUUGGACCCUUAGCUACUCCUAAAAGUGAUACAGUAACGGGUGGUUUUCAAAUGCCCUCUGUGAAAUCUUCACCUGUCGGUGACUUAAGUCAGAAUAAAACGGAGAGUUCUAGUACAUUUAAAUCUCUAUUUGGUGUGGACAAAUCUGAAAUAACAUCGGGUCCAAAGACAGAUUCUACCUCAGGAAAAGUGUCCAAUGGAAGUUUAUCGAUGCCUGUCGCCAGUUCUACGGCUGGUGGUUUUCAGUUUGGAGCUCCUGCGAAGCCUGCUACCUUCAGUGCUGGACCCGAUUUCACAAUGGCUAAAUCAUCUGAGGAGACGCCCAAACCUUCCCCCUUAUUUAAUGUACAAUCAUCUGCCAGCACUGCUCCAGCACAAUCUUUAAAAAGGAGCCACAAUGAAGAGAAUGGCCCAAGUGAUGCCAAGAGGACACCAUUUAUGUUUAAUUCUGGGACGACGUCGGAGCCAGCAAAGUCACUUGGAAACAACAUUGUAUUCGGCUCACCAGCCUCGACACCAGCUCUUACAACCAAACCUUCAAUAUUCCAGGCCCCCACUGCCCCUACCUCAAGCUUACCUACCGCAGUGUCCACAGCUCCAACAGGAGGAUUCAGUUUUGGGAUGGGAGGUAACUCUACACCUUCUGGAGGACUUGCCACUUCCAGUUUUGGAGCUACUGCUAAAAACCCAUCAGGGUUUAACUUUGGCGUUAACGUUGAAACAAACAAAUCAGCUGUGUUCAACUUUGGUGCCGGAUCCGGUACAGCAGCUGCAACCACAACUCCAGUAUUUGGCUCAAGCACAAACACAGACGCUAAAACCACUGCUCCAUCAAUGCCAUUUGCAUUUACUGCUCAACCCUCGACUCAAGCCAGUCAGGGACUUCCAACUCCUUUUGGGUCUGCCCAAGAGACCACACCUGCAUUUGCUGCCAACACGUCUGGAUUUGGUUCUGGAGGUAAUGUGUUUGGUAGUACCAACAGUACUCCGUCAUUUGGAGCCAGUGGAGCUGUGCCUCCUUCUGGGUUCGGUGCAGCUGGUACUGGGUUCAACACUACAUCAGCUGGAAACACUCCAGCCUUCGGAGCAGCCACCACCACUACCAACGCUGCGCCCACAGGAAGCUUCAAUUUUGGAAAUCCACAACAAUCAUUCAACUUUGGUACACAAUCAAGUGCACCUGUAAACAACGGCGUGUUCCAGUUUGGUGCAAAACCAAGUGAUGGAAAUUCUGCCGCUGCUCCACAGGCCAAUGCAGGAUUUAACUUCAACGCUUCUUCUUCAUUCAAUUUUGGUCAGAAUACCCAGCCAGCCAUGCCAGGUGGUACUGCCUCAUUUAACAUCGGAUCAAGUACUGAUUCAGCAUCAGGAAGAAAAAUAAAGAAAGCUGUACGCAAGAUACGACGAUGAUAAGGCAAACCUAGAGAAUUUUAACAGAUUAUUGACUGGACAUUACAGAUUUUGUUGUAUACAAGAACAGUUUCAUGGACUGCUGUGCUUGUGCAUAUAUAUAGGUUAAAAAGGUGUGCUUUGAGUCGCUACUGAGGCUUGAGAAGAUGAAAUGUGUAAAGAAUGAGAAGAAAUUCUCAGAAACACACUGAACAGUGAUGGUCAACUGAGAUCAGCUAUGUAACGAUGCUGAGGUGGAGGACACGAAAACUCGUGAGUUGAGGCAAUGAAAUAGCUGCUGGGACGGUAACAGUAGAUGUAACUUCACAAUAAUUGUCACGUUUGAGGUGAUAUUCGAGCGUUACACUGCAAGUACGACUGUCAGGACAGAAAUCAAUGACUUCAAAAUCAGACUUUAUAAAGAUGCAAUUCACUGUUUUCACACAUUGGGCAUUAUAAAGUGCAUAAUUCUAGUGUAGUCUUUACUGAAGUAGAGCAUGUAAAUAAGGAAAAGUUGAAUUUAGUAGAAUAUACCAAAGGAUGAUCAACUCAUGAAAAUGUUUAAAAAUUCAUUUUCAUGUGUAGUUGAGUGGGGUAGCUGACAAAACUAACCCCUCCCCCUUUUACGGAAACUUCUCUCACCCACCCCCCUAGCUAGUACAGAAACUUUUCUCUCCCAAUUAGACAUUUCUCAAGCUCAUCUUGUGUAGCAAAAUUAAAGAUUAAAAAAAAAAAAAAAAUGGGUGUAUGUGAAAUGGGUAAAACCCUAAAUAC
Molecule: messenger RNA, 5159 nt
Organism: Pecten maximus
Lineage: Eukaryota; Metazoa; Mollusca; Bivalvia; Pectinida; Pectinidae
Product: nuclear pore complex protein Nup153-like
Exons: 26
Coding region: 96-4406 (1436 amino acids)
Biological process (GO): RNA export from nucleus; protein import into nucleus
Cellular component (GO): nuclear pore
Molecular function (GO): structural constituent of nuclear pore
Source: RefSeq, a predicted model, not a curated record